UGAGUCAAAGAGCACAUGUACUUAGGUGUACUUGGGGGUCCUGGAGGACCUGUACCUGCACACGUUGGACCAAGAACAUCUCCAUCACAUGAGAAGUCACAGCUUGAAGAUUCAGUUGCUGAGACUAUUCGAAAAUAUUUUCCUGAAACCUGGAUCUGGGAUUUAGUCACAGUAAACUCCUCAGGAGUAGCUGACAUGGAAGUGACGGUCCCUGACACCAUCACUGAGUGGAAGGCCGGAGCCCUCUGCCUGUCCAACGACACUGGACUUGGCCUCUCCCCUGUGGUAUCUCUCCAAGCCUUCCAGCCCUUCUUCGUGGCGCUCACGAUGCCCUACUCUGUGAUCCGUGGAGAAGCCUUCACGCUCAAGGCCACUGUGCAGAACUACCUUCCUUCGUGCAUCCGGGUGAGAGUGGAGCUGGAAGCCUCUCCUGAUUUCACAGCUGUCCCAGUGGCAAAAGACCAAGAUUCUUACUGCCUCUGUGCCAAUGGGAGGCACACCGAAUUCUGGUUGGUAACUCCCAAAUCUUUAGGGAAUGUGAAUUUCUCUGUGACUGCAGAAGCACGACAGUCCCCAGAGGCCUGUGGCUCUGAUGUGCCCACAGUGCCUAAAACAGGGAAAAGGGACACUGUUGUCAAAGUCCUGAUAGUCGAGGUGAGUAGACCUCCUUGACUGGCAGUGUGCUGA
Messenger RNA from Acomys russatus (golden spiny mouse), 687 nucleotides. Its product is annotated as murinoglobulin-2-like. Bases 16 to 672 code for a protein of 218 amino acids. Gene Ontology annotation, molecular function: endopeptidase inhibitor activity. Lineage: Eukaryota; Metazoa; Chordata; Mammalia; Rodentia; Muridae. The record is from RefSeq and is a predicted model, not a curated record. The transcript has 4 exons.